GAGGGAGGAGGAAGAGGAGGAGAAGGACGGAGCCCCGAGGCGGAGGCGGCUCAGCAGGAGCAGAAAAAUGAAGGCAGGCUGCCCCAUUGUGGAGAAGCCAGAGGGCGGAGGAGGCUACCACUUCCCAGACUGGGCCUACAAGACGGAGUCCAGCCCAGGCUCCCGCCAGAUCCAGCUCUGGCACUUCAUCCUGGAGCUGCUGCAGAAGGAGGAGUUCCGGCACGUCAUCGCCUGGCAGCAGGGGGAGUACGGGGAGUUCGUCAUCAAGGACCCCGACGAGGUGGCGCGGCUGUGGGGCCGGAGGAAGUGCAAGCCCCAGAUGAACUACGACAAGCUCAGCCGGGCCCUCAGAUACUACUAUAACAAGCGGAUCCUCCACAAGACGAAAGGGAAGAGGUUCACCUACAAGUUCAACUUCAACAAGCUGGUGAUGCCCAACUACCCCUUCAUCAACAUCCGGCCAACAGGUGUCGUCCCCCAAAGCGCCCCUCCUGUCCCGUCAGCCUCGUCCCACUUCCAGUUCUCCCCACUGGACGGCCACUCGCCCACCGAGGACGCCCAGCCCAGUCGCUUCUCCGGCCGACCCCUCGCCUCGUCCACCCAGGAGACCCUGAACAACAGCGGCCGCGGCGAGAAGUCUUCUCCUGCUCCGGAGCUGGAGGGAGGCUCUCCGGACUGGCGCCACGGAGUGGACCUGCUGGCUUCCCGCAAUUCCGCUGCUGCUGCCGCCGCCGCCGCUUCUGCAGGUGGGGUCAGCCACCAGAAGCGCAAGCCGGACUUGGUGCUGCCCCUCUUUGGACGGUCGGGGAUGUACCCCGACCCGCAUAGCCCUUUCGCCGUCUCCCCCCUGCCGACGCGCGGAGGGGUCUUGAACGUGCCCAUCUCGCCGGCCCUGUCGCUGACCCCCACCCUCUUCUCGUACAGCCCCUCGCCAGGCAUGAGCCCCUUUGCGGUGGGCGGCAGCUGCUUCUCCUUCAACCCCGAGGAGAUGAAGCACUACCUCCACUCGCAGGCCUGCUCCGUCUUCAACUACCACCUCAGCCCGCGGACUUUCCCCCGCUACCCGGGCCUUCUCAUCCCGCCCUUCCCCUGCCAGCUGCCUCCGGAGGACCCGGCCCAGUUCCCCAUCAAGCUGCAGCCCCCGCCUGCCGGACGCAAGAACCGCGAGCGGCCCGAGAGCGGCGGCAGGCCCGGGGCCCCUCCGCCGUCCUCCCCCCAGAUCAAGGUGGAGCCCCUCCCGGACCGCCAGGAGCCCGAGGGCAGGGAGUCCCCGGGGCGAGAGGGAGGCUGCCGCUCAGCCACCCAGUCGCCCACCUGCAAGAGCGCCCAGGAGCAGCGGGAGAAGACCCUCUUUGCGCGGCCAGUGGCCCCCUCCUGGCCGGCAGCGGCGGCAGCAGCUACAGCUGCUCAGCCCCCAGUGCCCACCCAGGCUGACCUUCUGGCCGACGAGAAGAAGCCCAAGCAAGAGGACGUCUCCGUUGAGAAGCCCCCGCGAGAGACGGUGGGGGAGGCAGUGGGGGCCCCGGAGAAGAGGGAGGACUCCGCCGCUGUGAUGCCCCCCAAACUGCGCCUGAAGAGGCGCUGGAACGACGACCGGCAGGCAGAGGGCCUGAAGGAGGAGCAGGGGGCCAGGAAGCCCUACUGGGGAGCCCUGGACACCCCACACAUCCUCCUGGCCCCCAAAGCUGCCGUGGAUACUUAGGACUGUAGAAGCCCCAUGGCCGUGGCGGUGUUUGUGUGUGUCUGCUUUGUACUGUAGCAAGAUUUGCCUAGCCAGGAGGGAAGGGGACCGAGGGGAAAAGGAGGAGUGGGGAGGCUAGAAUGGUUUUAUGAAUUCUAGGGGUUGUGUGUGUGUGUGUGUGUGUGUGUGUGUGUUGCAGGCAAGAGGCUGUUUGUGUCAAGGCCUGCCUUGCCUGCAGCCCUGUGGCCCCGUCUACGGCCACUGCCCUGCCUCCUGGUGGGCUUCCACUGACGUGAAAAGACUUUUCUCUUGAAUUCUGCCCCCUCUCCCCUUACGGUCUUUUACAGAAGCAAGAAUCUGUCUGAAUGUACAUAGUUCUUUUCUCUGGAGGGGGGCGGUGGGGGGCGGGUGGACCAGGCGGAGGACUUCCUAGCCAUUCAGAACUGGAAAUGUGUCUCGUUACCAAGCUAGGAAAACGCUUUAUUUAGCCACCAGGACAUUGCACUGUCUUUGAUCCUUUUUCAAAAGCGGCGAUAGCAGGAAGAGGAGAGGGAGAUGAGACUUGGCUGAGCUGGCGGCUGCCCCCUGGGGCAGGGGAGGGCCUGGGGCCUGGGCCGGCCGGAAUGAGGGCUUGGCAACCAUAAGUGUUACUUUUAGGACUUUGCUGGGGGGGGAGGGGGACACACCGAAUGGUCACGUUUUUUAAAAAACCUUUUUUGAAAAAUUAUCGAAGAAGCCAUGACAAGCAAUUGUAAAACCUUUUCAGGGAUGUGCAAGGAAUGUGGUUGUAAACGAAAACCUUGAAUGCCUUUAACAAGACCCCCCCCCCUUUAAUUUCCCUUGGUGGUUGUGGGCGAGGGGCGUUGGGGGGCAACGGAGCUGAGAAGCGGCUGGAAGCCCCCACAGAAUGACUUAUCCGGGGCAUCCUUUUCUUCCUCCCUCUUUUUGGGGAGCGCUGGGAGGGGAAAGCUCCCCCAGCCUUUUCCGUCUUGCCUUAACUGCCUGCUUUGGAGACAAGUGCUGGGAAACAGCUUAUGUUGGGGGGGCAGGGGGUGUUGUUUUCUGGGGAGAGGGGGCACGUAGCUCAGGGUGUGAAGACGGGCCUGGGUCCUCCUUGCGGUUGCAGCAUGGCGGCAGUGCUGGAGAGUUAGCAGCAGAGUUGGGCCGGCUGGGUCAGGUUGCCCGUCUUCUGGUGCCCGUGGGCACUGUCCUAAAACCCAGGGGCGUGUGGUGGGCAGGGCACCCCUGCGGCUGCUCCUCUUCCCCCUUCUCCCAAGGCGGCCCAAGGAAAGGGAGAAAGCUUGUCCAUGCAGACCCACCUCUUUGACUCCCCAAGGGU
Podarcis raffonei (Aeolian wall lizard) is the source of this 3020-nucleotide messenger RNA. RefSeq names its product ETS variant transcription factor 3 (gene ETV3). Bases 68 to 1702 code for a protein of 544 amino acids. Gene Ontology annotation, cellular component: nucleus. The record is from RefSeq and is a predicted model, not a curated record. Gene Ontology annotation, molecular function: sequence-specific DNA binding; DNA-binding transcription factor activity, RNA polymerase II-specific. Gene Ontology annotation, biological process: regulation of transcription by RNA polymerase II; cell differentiation. The transcript is spliced from 5 exons. NCBI's taxonomy places the organism in Eukaryota, Metazoa, Chordata, Lepidosauria, Squamata, Lacertidae.